Molecule: messenger RNA, 660 nt
Organism: Lachancea sp. 'fantastica'
Lineage: Eukaryota; Fungi; Ascomycota; Saccharomycetes; Saccharomycetales; Saccharomycetaceae
Source: the annotation of a GenBank genome assembly
AUGGCUUUCCAUAAAGAAUUCAACAAGAGACCCUUUGAAUCGACUUCCGGGACAACUUCCCAGCGCAAGAGAUUUCGGUCGCCGAACAACGACGGCGCUGCUAAGACUUCCUUUCGAAGAAAAGUUGUCUUACCUAUAUUCGAGCCGUCCGGUAUUCUGGCGCUAGAGACUCACAACAAAGAAGGCAUACAGCUCUUGCACACAGAACCGCAAGACUCGGUCUCGCCUCUUUCUUAUUAUAGAAAACAUUCACUUCCACUCCGCAAGCAGACACAUUUCCAAGCUGUGGUUUAUAAGGACUCGGAUGAAAAUUACCUCUCUAAAUACAAUCUGCUGGAACGGACAAACUACUUGAUUGGUAGGAAACUUAACACAGACGAUGAACCCUCGCUGCAAGAUGAGAACCGUGAAAUAGUGCUUGCUGACAUCCCGAUCCCCGAAGAAACGUGUUCAAAACAACACUGCGUGAUACAGUUCAGAGAAAACAAGCAAAAUCAGCUCAAAGCGUACGUCAUUGAUUUGGACUCAUCCAAUGGUACCAUGCUGAAUAACGUUGCUCUUCCGAGAGCCCGGUACGUUGAGCUGAAAGAUCAAGACGUAAUCCGGUUUUCUAAAGAUGACUCGGACUCAGACUAUUUUCUUGUCUUCAUUUCAGCGUGA